UAAUAUCGCGACGCACGCACCUAAAUUCAGUCUGUGUGUCGAGUGGUUGGUUAUGGUUGUUGGGUCACAAGACUAGUAAUAGAAAAUAAAUUGUUUUUAUUAUUGUUUAAAUCGAGUAGUGCUACUAUUUUUGCGUGUCUCUACAUAAAUACCUUCAUAACCAUGGUGUCAUUGAUACCAGAUGUUUGUUUGUGAAUGACGAGUCAAAGUGCAAAACAACUAAUGAAUGAUGCAGUCUAUUUUCUGGACAGGCAGAGUGCUAUCACGUGCUAUAAGGAAUGGGAUCUCAAACCUAUCUAGCUCUGCUGAAUUAAACGUUUCGAGCAAGAAACAUCCAUAUUUAGUAUCAGUUGUGUGUGGAUUUCCCAAAGACAUUGUCAAUGGAAGAACUCGUAAAGGGCAAUUCGGGGACGACGCAUGGUUCUCUUCACAGUUCCACAAUGCGGACGUUAUUGGAGUGGCAGACGGAGUGGGGGGCUGGCGUGCUUACGGAAUUGAUCCCGGGGAAUUCUCCUCCUAUUUAAUGAAGACGUGUGAGAGACUGGUCCAAAUGGGCCAUUUCAAGUUGUCAGAGCCUGCUGACCUCCUAGCCAAGUCAUACUAUGAGCUACUUGAGCACAAGAAGCCUAUACUAGGCAGCAGCACAGCUUGCGUUAUGAUCUUGGAUCGGACAGAGAGCGUGAUGCGCGCGGCCAACAUCGGCGACAGCGGCUACAUGGUCGUACGCGGCGGCCGGGUCGUGCACCGCUCACAUGAACAGCAGCACUACUUCAACACACCCUACCAGCUCAGCCUGCCGCCUCCGGGUCACGACAGGAACGUGCUCAGUGACAGCCCAGAGUCAGCUGACACAUCCGAGUUCCCCGUCGAAUGCGGCGACGUGAUUCUCGUCGCCACCGACGGCGUGUUCGACAACGUGCCCGAGCCAGUGCUACUCGCUGAGAUGCGACGAGCGAAGACUCUCGCUGGCGACUCCCCGCGUCUGCAGGCUGUGGCUAACUCCAUCGCGUGGAUGGCGAGGAAUCUGUCCUUUGACGGCUGCUACAUGUCGCCCUUCGCUAAGAGCGCUAGGCAGAAUGGGAUUGAUGCUAUCGGGGGCAAACCGGACGACAUAACGGUGCUACUGGCGAUCGUAGCCCUAUGAAAAUGUCCUCAAUCGAUUUAGGCACUUGUUCUUUUCAAAACAUAUUACGAAAUUAGUAGGUAUAGUUAUAUUAAACAACGACACCAAAAAUUCGACAUUGUUCUAACUUAGUGACUUAUUUGGACAGGCAUGUCUUUUCAAGUUUGCAGCAUUUUAUGGUGGAUUUCAGCGUGGUUUAAAAGCUUCAAUCGUUCUAAAAUCCCUUUAAACAAAUUCAGAGGGAACCUACUUCAUAAGGCCCCAAAAGUAUCUAAUACUUAGGUAUUCUAUCGCAAUCUAUUCCCACUUGUUAUAAUUUCACUGUACCUAACUACUGAUGUGCUGACGGAAUGUUUUCAAAAUGCGAAAUACCGAUAUCGAAUACUUUCGAUAGCUACUCAUAAUUUUGGAAGGGAACGAAACUAUUCGAUUUUAAAAUCGUUAAAAUUCGAGAAUAUCUGUAACCUUUUGAAAACUUUCCGCCACUUGCUCAUCUGUCAAUAACUGUAACAUUUAUGAAGACGUCGAUUUAGCUGUUGAACCACGCUUAAAUCCUCCGAUUAGGUAAAAUCUAGAAGUGUCUUGUAUUUGGAUAUCCUGUAGAAUAUGGCUGAACCGGCAUCUUGAUGACUAUGUAAAAUUUCGUUGACUCUACUUAAACAAUGACAGCCUUGAACACUAGUCACAUUAUGGUGAUAUUGAGUUGUGUGUGUAAGGAACUGUCAUUUUCUUUGAUCGCUAAAGAAAAUUGAUUGUUUCACCUUGUGUGCUUGAAACAAGCAAAGCAGUUAGUGACGGGUAAUGAUUACGAUGUUGUCGAGAUUUUUCACCACUUUUUAUAAUUCGUUUACUUUGGCUAUUGUGUUUGAUGCCUGUGAUAGCAUCGUGAUGUGCGGAACGAAAGCAAUGAAUCAUGAGUGAAUGUUUUAAAGUUUGAAUGAAGACUGAGAUAGUUUUACGGUCCUUGUUGUUAUUACUGUAGAUUUAAAGGUUAGUCAUCAACCGAACACAUCUAUCGGUUCUGUUUUUUUUUUUACUUUAUAUGUUUAGUGCGUUGUAAAUUAAGUAUUACCAGAUUCCUAAUUUCUGAAUUAUUAAUUCGGAUGCAAACGAAACAAGUUGCAUUUGUAAAUAUUUUGAAAUUUUGCUAAGAAUUUCUCGACAUCAUUAACUAUGUGAGCUGUGAAAAUGUUUUUUCUUUAUAUGGAGUUAUAUGAAUGUUUAUGUACAGGUCAAUUGGUCAAUACAAUUAGUAUCAAUUUAAAGAGCUACUGAUGAUUAGCUUCAGUAGUUUUGCUGGCUGCAAAUGUGAUUAAUUGUUGCUAUUUAAUUCAUUCGUGUACAUGUUGUGACAUAAAUUGUAAAACCAUUUUAAUUUCAUACUCGUUUUUACACAAAUCCAAUGGAAAUGUUCAUUCCGAGUAAUCCGAAUGUGUGAAAAAUAAAAUAUUGUAAAUUU
Messenger RNA from Leguminivora glycinivorella, 2582 nucleotides. RefSeq names its product protein phosphatase PTC7 homolog. The record is from RefSeq and is a predicted model, not a curated record. The transcript has 5 exons. Lineage: Eukaryota; Metazoa; Arthropoda; Insecta; Lepidoptera; Tortricidae. Bases 227 to 1144 code for a protein of 305 amino acids.